AUGGAUUCUAAUGCGUUGCUAAGAGACCAGAUAAAACACAAACUUAAUGCAGUUAAUUUGUCAUCUAAACACGUUAAGGAUGCUGCAUCGUUUCUACUCACUCAAGCAGAACAUUCCGAUUUCAUCUCAAACCAAUGGCUGGAAGUAUUCAAAAAUACAAAUAAUCCAAGUUUCCAGUUGGCAUUACUCUAUGUAGCAAAUGAAAUUCUGACAAAAAGUUGUAAAUAUGGUGUUUCAGAAUUUGGUGAAGUGUUAAAACCUUUUGUCAUAGAAGCAACACAAUUUUUAAAACCUGGACCAUUUAUUACUAAAUUAACAAAAUUGAUUAAUUAUUGGACUUAUCGAAAAGUGUUUGAUGUUCAAUUUACAGAACAACUUUUACAAAGAAUAAGUAAGUUUAAAUGAACAAGUAUCUCUUAAUAUUAAUAAUAAUUUCAAAACAAUUAGUCCCUUUUAUAAAUUUUGAUAGCGUUAUUAGAAGACGGAGACUAUCUGAAAAAUGUGAUGUAUUUGAAAAAUACAUUUGAACUUGUUGACUGUCUUGUAGAUAUGAGCAUAAAAGAUAGGAAAAUGUAUUUAUUUGAUGUUAAUUCUUUGUUUACUGAUGUACUAU
This is a messenger RNA of Trichobilharzia regenti, 613 nucleotides long. Lineage: Eukaryota; Metazoa; Platyhelminthes; Trematoda; Strigeidida; Schistosomatidae. The record is from the annotation of a GenBank genome assembly.